Molecule: messenger RNA, 1253 nt
Organism: Phalaenopsis equestris
Lineage: Eukaryota; Viridiplantae; Streptophyta; Magnoliopsida; Asparagales; Orchidaceae
Exons: 4
Coding region: 143-841 (232 amino acids)
Source: RefSeq, a predicted model, not a curated record
CUCCGGCCCUUUAGUUUUCUGGUUCACAUCGUCAAUUCUUGGAAGAUGAGGAUGCCCUAAAACCCUAUACCCGAGCCACAGAGAGUGAGAGUGAGAGUGAGAAAGAAAGAGCAGGCGGCAGACGGCAGGCGGCAGGAAAAAUAUGAGUCUCGCGCUCACUACUUGCGCAAAACUUCCCUUUGGUUUCGAAGCUAGGGCGUUAAUCAACCUCAGUAGGCGGGAUCUUCCUUGUCAUAGCUUCUCUGGAAGGCCAAGAUCCCUUCAUAGGCUGGCUCCAACAUUAUGCUCAACAAAGGCUUCAGCGGGUAAACAUAUCAGCUAUGUGACCGAGUUUUCCUCUUACCUGCACGAUCUCACAGGCCGAAUUUUGGAUGCCUCUCCACAACCCCUAAAAGAAUUUCCAUGGGAGAAGGCAAAAUUAAUGGUUAGGGAGCGCCUUCUUGUCCUUGGAAAGAAUAUGCUGGCAUGGUCCCUUGUUACUCUGCUUAUUUGCAAUAUUUUAUAUGACGCCCUUAUGGCAGUUUUUAUCAGCAGAGAGCUUUUGGUUCCGUUGGGUCUGUUCACUGGUGUUCUUCUGGCAGACUUCCUAAAUGAAACCUGUCAAGAGCUCUUUCAAAGUAAGGCAAAGGGUGGAAAUGAUAUGCAACUGCUUUGGGGCAUCGGUUUAUUUUUUCUGGCGCUAAGAUUUAUUUUUUUGAGGUUCAGAAUAGUAGGGUGGAUGCUUUUCUGCCACAUUGGUAAUGGUGGAUUGAUGCAAAUCUUAUGGCUGGCGAAGGAGAUGCAGCAAGCUGAAAUCCUUCAGAAUAAGGAAGAAGAAGUGGAUGCCCUGCCUCCUUCCUGAGGCUGAAUUGCGGCUCAUUGCAUGUUGAAAAUGACAAAUAAGUCAUAUGGGGCUCAUGGGCAAGCUAUAGAUCUCGUGGUUCAAGAGACUUUGACAUUAUAUUUAUGAACUCUAAAUAAUCUUUUUACCCCUUCAGCGACCUCGAGCUGGUUGUUACAAUCAUAUAGUGAAGAUGGUCAAGAAUAGCAGAAAGGAGCUUAGUGCUGCAAUCAUCCUUUCUAAUGUCAUUGCUGAAAUAUUUUCAAGACGUGCUUUGAAGUUUGCCAAAUCCCAAUUAUUUGCAGUUGAAUUUUUGAAUUUCUAGCCUUCAAAAAAUAUUUUUUAUUAGCCGACAAAGCAUACAAAAUUUAGAUUGUCUUUUUUUACUCUGAACGUUUAGGAGAGUAACUUGCAAAAUUUUUUAAGGGAAAAU